This is a messenger RNA of Cylindrotheca closterium, 1179 nucleotides long. The record is from the annotation of a GenBank genome assembly. Lineage: Eukaryota; Bacillariophyta; Bacillariophyceae; Bacillariales; Bacillariaceae.
AUGAAUCGCUUCUCAGGUUCUUCACAAGGCAGAAGAGGACUCGCCGAUACCUGCCGAAUGCCGCAGAGAAAUGCUUCAGUGGCAAACAUCGACACAUCUGCGAGGUCUGAAGGUACCGAAACAACAGACGGUUGCGAUGUUUAUGUCGAUGAGUUCAAUUCAAGCGCAUUUUCUGCCAUUACCUUAGAGGAGGACCCAAUCCCGUCGAGUCGGCCUAGAAGACGUGGAUCCAACCUUACUCCUCUCCAAGAGCAGAAGGCAUUGCCAGAUCGUCCAUCUGAGUACUUCGAAUACGUGGAGAGACUGAAGGAUUCCUCUGAAGAACACACUGAAACACACAGGAAUCUCAAUCGUUUUGCAGAUUCUUUUGAAAGAAGCAAUCCCUGCCCAAUGCCUCAGCGAAAUGCUUCAAUUGCAAACAUCGACAUCUCUUCAAGAUCUGGAGGUACCGCUUCAGUUACAAACCUCGACAGCUCUUCAAGAUCUACUGUUACCGCCACAACUGCCACAACAAUAGACAACAGUAUUAUUGGCGAUGCUCAUGAGAUCAAACGAGGCAAAGUUUCUCCCAAGCCUCUCCAUCGAAGACAUGGAUCCAACCUAUGUCCUCUCCAAGAGCUGAACGCAUUGUCAGAUCAUCCAUCGGAAUACUUUGAUAGACUGUUAGAUUCUUCUGAAGAACACAGAAAUAUGAAUCGUUUCUCAGGUACUUCCGAAAGAGGAAUUGGCAAUCAUUCUCCAAUCCUGCCCCAGCGAAAUGCUUCAGCACAUCGGGGAGGCAACUUAUUGGAUCAUGAAGAGGUGCAACAUUCUUCGAAACCUUGUGCAAUGCCACAGCGGCAAGCCUCCUUGCGCCAUUGGGAGAGCGACUCGGAUGAUCACGAGACCCAUCAUCAAGCCUGUCCGAUGCCGCAGCGAAAAAGAUCAAGCUUCGAACAUCACGGGAAUCUGCAACAAUCCUAUCAAGACACCUUCUUCUUGAAGGAAGAAAUGCUUUUUCAAUCUAUCAACGACACCGACGAGGACACUGAUCCAGUGUGGUCUCAAAAGAUGCAUGAAGCAGUUCGCAAGUAUCAAGAGCGAAACACGGAUAUGGACAGCGAGACUGACGGUGACUUUCUUGGUUAUAGCCACGCCGCCGCAUCGUUGGAGCUCGUUGACGUCUUUGACGGUCAUUGA